AUGGAACAGUACCUCCGAAGCUAUGUUUCCUACCAACAGGAUGAUUGGGCUCGAAUGUUACCAAUGACUGAAUUUGCGACAAACGAUCAUGCCUCCGAAACAACAAAGGUCUCCCCGUUCUAUGCCAAUUCAGGGAGAAAUCCAAGAAUGACUUUUGGCCCUUUGGAACAUGGUCGAACGACGGCGGAGGAUCAAGCGAACCGUAUUGCAAGGGAAAUGAAGGAUGUGGUGGAUUUCCUAAGAGAAGAGAUGUUUCGGGCGCAAAGGAUACAAGAAGAAUCAGCCAAUAGGAAUCGGCCCCCAGCUCCUCGGUACUAUUUAGGGGAUAAGGUUUUCCUAUCAACCUGUCAUAUUCUAAUCAAGCGACCUUCCAAGAAAUUCGACUGGAAACGUAUUGGACCUUAUAGCGUUAAGCGCAUUGUCAAUCCCUACGCUUACGGGUUGGAACUUCCUCGAUCAAUGAAAGUUCAUCCAGUAUUUCAUGUUUCGUUAUUGUCACCUGAAGCAAAUGAUCCUUUACCAGGACAACAACAAUUACCACCACUUCCAGUUGAAAUUGAAGGGGAGGAAGAAUGGAAAGUCGAAGAUAUUUUGGAUUCGAGGAAACGUAGAGGAAGAUUUGAGUAUUUGGUACCAUAUACGGGAUAUGAUGAAGCCUCCUGUCAACCACUAUCGGACCUUGAACAUUCACCCAAUAUCGUUAAACGAUUCCAUGAGUGUUAUGCAGGGAAGCCUAAGCCUACCAGGAGGUAG
Messenger RNA from Morchella sextelata, 753 nucleotides. RefSeq lists its product as uncharacterized. Bases 1 to 753 code for a protein of 250 amino acids. Gene Ontology annotation, molecular function: nucleic acid binding. Lineage: Eukaryota; Fungi; Ascomycota; Pezizomycetes; Pezizales; Morchellaceae. The transcript has a single exon. The record is from RefSeq and is a predicted model, not a curated record.